Molecule: messenger RNA, 1181 nt
Organism: Pseudogymnoascus verrucosus
Lineage: Eukaryota; Fungi; Ascomycota; Leotiomycetes; Thelebolales; Thelebolaceae
Exons: 1
Coding region: 103-852 (249 amino acids)
Molecular function (GO): protein-N-terminal-alanine acetyltransferase activity; protein N-terminal-serine acetyltransferase activity
Source: RefSeq, a predicted model, not a curated record
AGUCAUUACUCCAAACAUCUCCGAUGGGGUCAAUAACUUCCUCAUUUCCCUCCCCAAGUGACGGAGGGUGAACCACCAAGCAAGCCGCAAUUGAAACAAAAAAUGUCGACCGAUCCCACCGCCGAGGAGGCAUCUCAAACACCAAGACCCAUGGGUCAGCUCCUUGAAACGCCCACACCCCCUUUCCCACCACCGACCACUCUAGAGGGACGAGCGUGCACCCUCACCCCUCUGUCCACCACCCAUUACCCGCUGCUGCACAAAGCGCUGUGUUUACCCCCCGCGCCGCCGGGGUUGUGGGAUUACAUGCUCCGCGGCCCGUUUCCCGAGUUCGCUGAGUUCGAGGAUGCGAUGAAUAGUCUCGUCAAUAACGAUAGGGACUCAAAGCAGUAUUUUGUCAUCUCUACUGAUGCCGGCGAUGGAGCAGAGCGCGUACCAAUGGGCAUGGUCUCCCUAAUCGAGAUUAACCCCACGCACCGCAGCCUGGAGAUCGGGAACGUGAUAUACGCGCCAGCCCUGCAGAGGACCGUGGCGGCAACGGAGGCGAACUGGCUGCUGCUAGGCCAUUCGUUUAAGCUGGGGUAUAGGCGCGUGGUGUGGAAGUGUAAUGAUUUGAAUGAGGCGUCGAAGCGCGCGGCGCUGCGGUUGGGGUUUGAGUAUGAGGGGGUGAGUAAGUGUCAUAUGGUGGUUAGGGGGCGCAAUCGCGAUACGGCGUGGUUUGCGAUGGUGGAGGGGGGGUGGCCGGUGGCGGGGAGGGCGUUGGAGGAGUGGUUGGGGGAGGGGAAUUUUGAUGGGGAGGGGAGGCAGAGCGAGAAGUUGGAGGAUGUGAGGCGUAGGAUGGUGGCUCAGUGAGGGAUGGGACGCGGUCUCACAAACACGGCCGAUGUUUAGAGAGAGGUCUCAUAGAGAGAGGCCGCAUAGAGAGGCCAGGCAGAAGUCAGAAAAAUAGAACAGCUAGGAUUAUAGCUUUAUCAGCCACCACCGUCAUCUCACUUGUACCAACACAUCAUAUACUUGGAGCGGAGAGAGGCCUCGUAGAGAUGGGCCCCGUACAGGUCAGAAGAGUAGAGUAAUUGGAAUUAUAGAUCCACUAGCCGCCAUAAUCAGCCACUUACCUUUCUCACUUGUACCAACACAUCCUAUAUUCAGAGAGAGAUUCUAUAGAUGGGCCCCGUAGAGAG